Molecule: messenger RNA, 6696 nt
Organism: Hypanus sabinus (Atlantic stingray)
Lineage: Eukaryota; Metazoa; Chordata; Chondrichthyes; Myliobatiformes; Dasyatidae
Product: PC3-like endoprotease variant B
Exons: 23
Coding region: 63-2747 (894 amino acids)
Biological process (GO): peptide hormone processing
Cellular component (GO): Golgi membrane; trans-Golgi network
Molecular function (GO): serine-type endopeptidase activity
Source: RefSeq, a predicted model, not a curated record
AAGGAUUCCAGGCUCUCUCCUAGCGGUGAUUAAAGGCUGGGAUUGCAUGCACAUGCUGAUUCAUGGCCUUUCGAAAGCUGGUCCAGCUAUCAUUUUGCUUCUGCUUCCUGCAAAGUGUAUUAGUAACCACUAGGGGGAAGGAGACUGCUAGUCCUCUCAACUACUACACCAUAGAGAUUGACGAGGGAGAGGACACAGCCAGGGACGUGGCUAAAAGGAAUGGCUUAGACUACAUUCUACCGGUUGGAAAUCUAAAAGGGUUCCACAUCUUGAAGAUUCAAAAUCAACAAAUCGGAAAGAGAAUCUCAAAAAGGAGCAGAAAGCAGUUGCUGAAACAACUUUCCCAGGAUUCCCAGGGACUGUAUUAUGCAGACCUCUCUUUCAGGGGAUUAAAUGGAUUUGGGUACAAUGCAAGGGGCCAGAAGGCUGUAGCCAGGUUGGUGAUAGCUAAGAGCAGUGGGACCAGUCUUCCAGGCUGCGAUUGGCUUUGCAAAAUCCGGCUCAACUGGUGUGAAUUUAAAUAUGCACACACGAUGGAAGAGCAUGAGGUGCAGCGGGCAGAUGAAGUCGCCGAUGGCAAUAUGAGUGACAGACACAGUCCGGACACAUUUGAGAGUGAGCUUGCAGCGCAGCUGGCGGCUCUUCAGCCUGUUACAGGAACAAUUGACGUUACCCCCUCGGCACUGAAAGCCAGCACGCCACUUCUAGUCAAAUGGGUACAACAGCAUUAUGUUCAUGAAGUGGAAAAACGAGACAAGUUUAUUUUCUUCAAUCACUCAUUACUUCAAGAUGGCAAUUCUGAUUUAAACUCUGGAUCAACAAAUCUCAGUGAUGACGAGGAUCCAGUGAAGAAAGAUUUUAUCCAUAGAGAGGUCUUCAAAGUAUUGGACUCCAAAAGGGUAAUAGGAAAUGCACUGAAGUUCAAUGACCCUUUGUGGCCUUCACAGUGGGUGUUGUUCAACACUGGCCAGACCCCUGGACCAAAAGGAUUUGACAUUAAUGUGAUGCCAGCUUGGAAGAAAAAUAUAACUGGCGCUGGAGUAGUUGUGACAAUCAUAGAUGAUGGUGUUGACCACAGAAACACAGAUCUGAAGAAAAAUUAUGAUCCUAAUGCCAGCUUUGAUUUCAAUGAUUACUUCGAUGAAAAGCAUGAUCCAAUUCCAAAUUCUAUGAAUGAGCAGAAUGGUCAUGGAACUAAAUGUGCUGGAGAAGUAGCAAUGGAAGCCAACAAUAGCUUCUGUGGAGUUGGUAUUGCAUACAAUGCAAAUAUUGGAGGCAUUCGCGCCUUAGAUGGAAUAGUGACUGAUGCCAUAGAAGCAGCAGCCCUCACCUACAAGAACAAUUAUAUUGAUAUCUACAGCUGUUGCUGGGGCCCCAAAGACAAUGGGGAGAACCUUGAUGGCCCCAAAGUAUUAACAUUCAAAGCACUUCAAGAAGGGGCAGAGAAGGGUCGUAAUGGUAAAGGGAAUAUUUUUGUGUGGGCGUCAGGAAAUGGAGGUUUGGUCUACGAUCACUGCGGCGCUGAUGGAUAUGUGAAUAGUAUUUUCACAGUGGCAGUUGGAGCUGUUAGUUAUCAGGGUCUCAGUACCUUCUACACAGAGGCUUGUUCAGGAAUUAUAGCAGUAACUCCUACAGGAGGAUCAAGUGAAAUACCCUUUCAGUCUGCUUUGUCUCCUGAACUCGAAAUGGUGACAACAGAACUUGAUAAUCAAUGCACCACAACCUUCAAAGGUACUUCCAGUGCAGCUCCAAUAGCAGCUGGUAUAAUUGCACUGGUCCUUCAGGCCAAUCCUAAUCUCACAUGGCGAGAUGUGCAGCACCUGAUUGUUCAAACCUGCAAAAUCACUGACCCCAUGAACGAAGGCUGGAAGAUUAAUGGAGCAGGCUACCAUGUUCAUCACAAAUAUGGAUUUGGUCUGCUUGAUGCUGGGCGAAUUCUGAAGGAAGCUGUUACGUGGAAACCAGUUGGUCCUCAAAGGCAAUGUGUGAAUCAUUAUGUUUUUCAACAACAAAGAUCUAUUCCCACAAAAGGUUCUCUGAUGCUGAGUCUGAAAACAAAUGCAUGCCAGGGAAAAGAGAAUGCGAUUGACACACUCGAGCAUGUAGAGGUGACUGUCACCAUAUCAAGCGUUUGCCGUGGAGACUUAAGCAUUCAUCUCACCUCCCCAAAUGGUACCAAAUCUGAACUCCUGGGAUUUCGUAAGGCUGAUAACAGCAAAAUGGGACUAAUCAACUGGACAUUCAUGACCGUCCACUCCUGGGGAGAGAACCCCAAAGGCAAAUGGGAACUUACAAUUACUGAUCUUUUUGGUUCCGUUCUGAAAUGUUACCGAAAGGACAAGGACUUGAUAUCAGGACAUAUCAACAAGUUUAUGUUAACCUUGCGGGGAACCUAUAAGGAUGAAAAACGAGGAAUUAAGGAUGAUGUCAAAAAUCUCCAGGAUGAAGACGAUGAAGACUUAAUAAAUCUCAAAAAUCUAAUGAAGGAAAACAAAAUUGACAGCCGACUGGGUGAAGCAUUCUAUCGUGAACAUAAGAGAAAGGUGGAAGCAGACGAAAUUCCUUACACCUGGUCAGAUCCACAGUUAAUUCAUGAUGCAAAACAGUUAAAUGAUCAAAGCUCUAGUCUGGGAAGAGAUCUGCUGUACAAAUGGUACAACUUUAAAAUUUCCAAGACUAUUCGUCAAAAGAGAUCAUGGUUAGCUGAUAAAUCUGAUGGGCAGCCAGAGGUUCUCGAUGACGUUUAGUUGGAAUCUGAAAGAAGCGACGUUCAGCCAGCAGAAGAAUAGAGCAAGAAUCUGACAUCUUCACUGAACGUUUUCUCAAGUAAUAGAAAAAGCCAGAGAUGGAAAAUAUGAAGAAAACCCAUGCAGGAAUAAUUUAAGACAAGAAUAUUCAUAAUGACACAAAGCAAUACCUCUUUAAUUUGACACUCUUUGGGUUGUUGCUCUUUUGAAAGCAAAACAAUAACAGUUUUAAUCCUCUCAUACAUGGCUCUAAAGAAACCAAUUGAACAAAAUAUCCAGAGGAAUAUAUAUUGCAUAAACCAAACAGCUGGAGGAAUCCACUAAGUCAAGCAGCAUCUGUGGAGGCAGAGAGGUAGUCAACAAGCCCCGUAACAUUAACUACCUCUUUGCUACCACAAAUCCUGCUUAAGCUACUCAGCUGCUUCAGCAGUUUCUCACUCCAGAAUGUAGCAUUUACAGUCUUUUCUGUCUCCAUUGGAAAGCAUAUUACAUAUUAUCAGGAUGUGUGGGGUUACAGUUUUGCACUGGUGCUAAAGGCAAAUUCUUGCUUCACAGUCCCAAUAGAAAGUAAUAAUGAAAAUAUUUCACUCAAAUGACUAUUUUCUGAAACUAUUUUUAAGAAGUUCAUGAACUUACUAUCCAAAACAUAUCCAAUAGAGUUGCACCCCAGCCCACCAGACUUAAUAAUAGUUUCUCUUUGACUAACUUUUAUUGUUUUCCAUCUGGAGUGACUAUAAGAGUAAACUAUUUUUGGUUCCUGGAUCUAGUUAUUAACAAUAUCUAAGCUCAGAACAUAGAACAGGCAAUUCAGCCAUUAAUGUCUGUGUGAGAGGAGUCUCUAAUUCAUUAAUGUUCAAAACUAUGACCUUGUAUAAUAUUUGAGUUUUGUUUAUUCUGAUUCAUCAGUAGAACAUUGGCAGAAGAUGCAGAAAUGGAUAUUAUGACCUUAGAUUGUGAAUUCUGUUUUAGUGUUUACAAAGCUUAAAAUGCGGUUUCCAUACUAAAGCCUUCAAAUGAAGAUAUAACUUUGUUUGAACUUCUCAGUCUAAAAAUAACAAAAUAAUAAUGUUUCUAACCUGAGCUUUUAAAUUCUCCCCUAACUUUUGAGAGUGCACAGCCCCAUUUAUUUUCUGAGCUUGUCAGCUGACUCUGCUGUUAAUGCUGUUGUAGCAUAUGAAGUGAGGUGCAAUAUUUAUCUGCACCUGAUAACCCAAAUGAAAAUAAUCCUAGCUCAACCUGCCAAAUUAUAUAGGAGCCACCAUCUCAGCAAAGCUUUGGGCAGCGUUACUAUUUCCUCUCCUAUUUCUGGAAGUAGCAAAAGGUGAAAGCAAUGGGCCAAGACCCUUCGUCAGGUCUGAAACGUUGACUGCUCAUUUCAACGGAGGCUGCCCAACCUGCUGAGUUCAUCCAGCUUGUUUGUACAUGUUGAUUUGACCACAGCAUCUGCAGUGUACUUUGUGAAAGUAAUGUGCUGCCUUCAGCUUCAAAACAGCAUGAAGGAGCAGGUAUCAAAUCUGUCCCUGAUGGCUAGUGCUAAACUCUUAAUAUAGUAACCAGUGGCUGCACAGUGUGCUUCAGUUCCACUGAAGUCUGAAGGACUGACUUGCAAAAGUGGAAUACAAAACAUGGACACUACCAUACUGCAUGUUUAGUAUCAGCAAUCAAGGAUAAAUUCCUAACCAACUCAUAAAGACUCCUCAAGUAAUUAAACUGAAUUGCAUAAACUUCUCAUAAAGUUAUUUAAGUUAAUCUAAAAAAUAAAGCUAAAAUUAUCUUGCUACAAGAACUAGAAAUAUUAUCUUCAAAAUGGUAUAAUUAAGAAGAAACUGUACUUGGUUUAUAAGUUUUGGACCUCUUCUUCAACCACUGUAGCCAGAUUAAGACUUUGAAUCUCAUCUGGAACUGAGAAUUGCCAGCAUAUGCUGAGUGGACAGGGAUUCCUGGGACAGGAAAGGUGGGAUGAUUUGAUGACAGAUUCUAGGAGGAAAGUGAGGUGUGUUAGUUGGGGAGUGAACAGUUGACUGUUGUACCAGUACUCUGUGCCCUCACGUUAUAAAAUUAAAAUGAGUCAAAGCCAGCAAGGUGAUGCCAGCUGAGAGUUUUCUCAUUCUAACCGGGAGACAACAAUUGCACUACACCAUAGCAUAGAAACGUACAGAGCUGUCAUUAAGCAGGUGUGAAACCAAAAACUAUUUUGCAUCAAUUAACUAUCAUGUCUGAAAACAAAUUAAUACUUUAAAAAGAUUGUGAUUUGUGAAUGGAAUUUUUAUGCCUCUGCUAGUAACAAAUUUUGUGCUUUUUUAAGUCCAGAACAAUAGCCUUAUUUUUUCCUAGGAAUUAUCAUCACAUAAACCUUUAAGUAUCACUUCAAAAUUAUAUACAUAAUGACAGUGGCCAUCCGGGCUAGGUUACAAAUGACCGAGUAAAUGGAGUCUUAAAAUACAAAAAAAAAGAUCACUUAGAAAGACAUCUUCCAUUAUGAUUCAUAAUGCAGAAAGUGCUACAUCAAGAUUUCUUCAUAAUACAAUAAUCUAUAAUUUAACAUUACUGGUGGAAAAUGUAGCUGUCAUUGGUUAUUAAUAAAAUAGAGAAUCAAAUUCUCCUAUGAGCUUGAUCAUAAAAUAAAACCAAUUUUUUUAGGAAAGGAUAACUCUCAUUGGAUGCUUCCACUAACUUAUCAUAAAACAUUUAUAUGAUUUUUUCCUGAACAUAAUCCUGCUCAUUUUUGUUAAUCAUUUGAUUGUAGAUAAUUUUACAGUGCUAUGCCACAAUAAUUUGAUCCACUUAUCUUUAAGUUUUGUUGGCCGUGUGUUCAAUUGCCUACUUAAAAGAUGAAAGAAGAACUAAUAUCUUAAGGAAUUUUCACUGCACAGAGUCAUGCAGUUUUUUAAACUCCAAUUAAAUAUGUUACCCUCUAUUACUGGCCAUGGCAUGACCAUUAGAUCAAAUGUCAGAUAACUAAAGAAUAUGUAAUGAAGAGUUAAUUUCUGCAUCUCCAGAUACUAAACUUUGAUCCACAGUCAACCAAUAAAUUGCUUCUUGGACAAUUCAGGAAACUUGUAGGAAUCUCAAUCUCUAACAGCCCCACAAAAUCCCACAGAUUGGCUUAUAAUGCAGCAUCGAAAGGAUUCUCACAGUCAAAAUUCAUUGUCUAUUUAUUACUGAUUACAUAUUUUAGGAAAACUAAUAAUGUAGCUUUAAUAAAAAGUUAUAUAAUGAAAUAAUUUGAAACAUGACUUUAACUUACAAAGAACUGAUAAAGUACAAAAUAUUCACUUAAUUAUUACUGACCUUAGUGGGAAAGUGGAAUUUUGACAUUGCCUGAUAUUGACUGUUUAGUUGCAAUGCUUUAUUUAAAAAGUAAUCCUUUGAAGACACUUACUACCUAGAAAUGUCCUCUGAAAGCAUUGUGAACUCAAAAACUUUGGAACCAGCAGAUGGAAUAUCAGGUUUCUGUGGACAGACGACGUGGAUGAGUACAAUAUUUCUUAAUAUAACCUGGAUAUCUUAUCUUCAUGGCCCAUUUAUGAAGUCUGUUUUUAAAGUAUGUUAUGCUUGGUGUUUGAUUGCUAAAUCAAAAUUCACAAUGUGUUUCACAAUAAUUAUUUAAUGGCAUCAGGGUAUUUUGGGAACUUUUCGAUUUGUGUCCUUUGUGAGUUUUUUUUCAGUUUCUUCUGUUAUUUUCUUUUCUGUCCAAUAAAAUGAAUGAGCAAGCAUAACCUAUGGCCUUUUAUACACAAAUACAUUCUCUUCAUUGUUAGAAUUCAAAAUACCAUAUGAAAAUAAAACAGGUAAAUUAUAUGCUAAGAGCAGAAUACUACAGAUACUGGGAAUUGGAAUUUUUAAACAAAAACCAAAUAUAUAGAAAAUACACUACAGUGCAGAGAGCAUUAGUGAGAAAAACAAUCCACCCACCCAAAUCUAUUCAUGCUGCUAAGUAGGUUUGCAA